Messenger RNA from Trichomycterus rosablanca, 4416 nucleotides. RefSeq names its product jumonji and AT-rich interaction domain containing 2a (gene jarid2a). Gene Ontology annotation, biological process: regulation of gene expression; chromatin remodeling. Gene Ontology annotation, cellular component: nucleus; chromatin. The transcript has 18 exons. Gene Ontology annotation, molecular function: DNA binding. The record is from RefSeq and is a predicted model, not a curated record. The coding region runs from base 238 to 3876 and encodes 1212 amino acids. Lineage: Eukaryota; Metazoa; Chordata; Actinopteri; Siluriformes; Trichomycteridae.
AUUUUACGGGCUUUUUGUCUUCGAUCCGGUUUUUAACCUUUAUGGAUCUUUAAAUUUUGGAUUCUUUUAGCUUGUUUGGGAUUUUCGAUCUGAGGAAGAACAUAAACUGAUCAAGAAACGUUGCCUGUCUACCUCGACAUAUUGCCUGCCUGGGAUUUAAAUUAUCACGUGUUCCAAACGAGGAGGAUUUUUUAAUAUCAGAAUUCAUGUUGAAUUGAUUGUUUAAGGAAUUUCAAGAUGAGCAAGGAAAGGCCGAAGAGAAAUAUCAUUCAAAAGAAAUUCGAUGACAAUGAUGGGAUUCCCUGGUCAGAGGAGCGAGUGGUACGCCGGGUGCUCUACCUCUCGCUUAAAGAGUUCAAGAGAGCACAAAAGGGAAAGGCUGACAAUAGCACAGGAAUAAUAAAACGGUCCUUCGCGAAUGGCCAUCUCAAUGGGUCAGGAGUGAAACCAGGACUUUUUUCCAGCAGCUGUAAAGCCGAGAGGCCCAGACGCUCGACUCAGAUCGACAGCGAAUUCUCAGGAGAAGGGCCCGUGAGAAAGAGACCAAGGCUGCAAGCACAGAGGAAAUUUGCCCAGUCUCAGCCGAGCUCACCCAACGCCACUCCAGUAAAACUUUUGGAGGCCAUUCCACCCACUUCUAGCCUUCCUCCCAGCGAUCUCACCAAGUGCAAACCCAAAACAGAGGACUUUCUGACCUUUCUGUGUCUAAGAGGUUCUGCUGCGUUGCCCAGCAACAUGAAGUACUUUGGGAGUGCACGGGCUGAAGAAGCAGAUGAGGAGGAAGAAGAUGACGACAACCAGCUAACCGAACAGGUUGCCUCUAAUUCCCUUACUUCCAGUCAGGUCACUCCACGCAAGAACAAAGCCCAGAGCGGAGUUGUCGCAAACGGACACGUACUAAAUGGGUAUUCCCGGGCCACAGGUGAACGAGAAAGGAGUCUAAGGGUCAGGGGAAAAGAAGGCGCCCAAGGGAAGGACAAACGUCCUGAAAUGACCAGGGCUUCAAGCACACAUAAUCUACGACCCAGCAAGCCUGUACUGCAACAGAAAAAACAGCACCAUAUAAUUCACCGGCCCCAGCGAGCCUCUACAACCAACAGCCGGAAAGCGCGGAAGGAAGAUUUGCGACCGCUCUCUUUGACCAAAGCUGUGAAAUACCCGAAGGGCCAUGUGACCUACACCAAAGCCAGACUGCUAAAAGAGGCCAAGCUCGAACUGAGUGCACCCAGGCGGCACAUGAACUCACAAAACCACAACACACAAUUUCAGCACACUAACUCAGGAAAAACCCAACCUGGCCCCAGCAGGACACACAAACAGGUGCUAUUGUCAUUUGCAGCGAGACGAAAUGGACUGCGACAGUCGAAGAGGCAGCUGGAAAUGGCGGCGGUUAGUGCUAGCCAAGCAGGGAAAGAGGUGUCGGUCAAAAAAAUGAAAGUGCCGGUCAUUCCAAAGGACACGCGGAGCAGGAGAGUAGCUCAGCAGGCAACACAGUCUGCCAGAAGAAUGGAACUGCGAGCAAAGGGUGCUAAGAGACCUAAACGGGCUUCUGCUGGGACGUUCAUUCUGAAAUGGACACAACGUAAAGCCACAACUCGGGGCAAGAGCGGCCCCGCUACCUCAGCAAUUCCUCCCACCAGGGUUGCCCCAAAACUAGUCACAAUUCCUAAACCAGCCAGAUCAACCAGACCCAACAAGCCCAACAAAACAACCAACCCUCCUGACCCUGGUGACCCUGAUGACAUAUCCAAACCUCCUAAACCAGCAGAGACUAAAGUCGCUCAGGACAAGGAGAGAGGCAAACGUGCUGCUGUAGAUGAGACAAUAGAGAUGACAGAGGUCUCCGUGUUUCACCCGAGCCCACGUGAGUUCCAUGACCCACUGUCAUUUGUAGAACUGGUACGUGAGCGCACCGAGCCGUUCGGCCUCUUCCGAGUGGUUCCACCUGCUGGUUGGCAGCCCGAGUGCAAGUUGAAAGAGGAGUUGCGCUUUGUCUCACAUGUACAGCAUGUGCACAAGCUAGGCCGCCGUUGGGGUCCCAAUGUCCAGCAGCUUGCCUGCAUCAAGAAACAUCUGCGUACUCAAGGCAUUAACAUGGAGGAGCCACCACUAAUAGGGGGCUGUGAACUGGAUCUAGCCCGCUUCUUCCAGCUCUUAAACGACAUGGGCGGCAUGCAGCAGGUGACGGACCUUAAGACGUGGGGCCGUUUGGCCGACCUGCUGGGCAUCCCACGCUCUGCCCAGGAUCGACUGGCCAAGUUGCAGGAGGCCUAUUGCCAGUACCUGCUCUCCUACGACUCGCUGUCCCCAGCGCAGCAGGCACAGCUAGAAAAAGACAUCCUGACCGAGAAGGAGAUCCUUGAGAAGAGGUACGGGCCCCUGGAGGGCCAGGCGGACACGUCCCAGCAUGCAGCUCUGCUUUUGCCACGUUGCGAGCCCAAAAAUGGCCUGGUAAAUGGAGCUCUGCAUCGGAGUGGUGUGCGUGAGCGCCUCCGAGAGCUCGACCCCAUGUCCAGGACUAGCCGCCAGACACGGCAGGAGAAAAGAGAAGAAGAUGGCGUGCUGAGUGAGCUGCACAAGUGCAUAUACAAGGGAAAAUCGUUCUCUUUAAUGACGUUCUACCGGGCAGCCAGGAACACUAUGAAUAUGUGCUUUAGCACUGAGCCAGAUACGGUUGAAGUAGAGAAAGAGUACUGGAGACUAGUGGAAGAAAAAGAAUGCCAUGUUGCAGUGCACUGUGGGCGAGUGGACACUAAGACUCAUGGGAGUGGAUUUCCUGUAAGCAAGUCCGAGCCAUUUUCAAAGCACGGAUGGAAUCUCACUGUCCUUUCCAAUAACUCAGGAUCCAUCUUGCGUCAUCUUGGUGCUGUGCCAGGAGUGACCAUCCCCUGGCUGAACAUUGGCAUGGUGUUUUCUACCUCAUGUUGGUCAAGGGACCAGAAUAGCCUUCCAUAUAUAGAUUAUCUACACACUGGUGCUGAUUGCAUUUGGUACUGUAUUCCUGCCACUGAGAAGUCAAAACUUGACAAAGUGGUACACACACUACUGCAAGCCAAUGGAACCCCAGGACUCGAGAUGCUGGAGAAGAAUAUCAUGAUCUCUCCAGAGGUGCUACGUCGAGCGGGGGUAAAAGUGCACCGGACAGUGCAGCAGAGUGGCCAGUUCAUGGUGUGUUUCCCUGGUACUUUCGUGUCCAAGGUGUGUUGUGGCUACAGUGUGUCUGAGACAGUGCAUUUUGCCACAGCUGAGUGGAUGAAACUGGGCUACGAGGCAGCAAAGGACCUGAAGAGAAAGCGCAUAGAGGAGCCGUUCUCCACAGAGAAACUUCUCUGUCAGAUAGUCAUGUCUGAAUCCAGGCACAAAGACAAACAGUUUUUGAGUGCAGCUUCCCCUCUCAUUGUGGAGCUCAGGGACACAGAGAUUAGCCAGCGGCGGCAGCUUUUUAAUGCCGGUCUCAGGCUAUCUGCACGUUAUGGAAACCAGCCUGACAGCCAGGUGUCCUUAGAGAGGAAGAGAAUACAGCGUACCAGGCUGAGCGAAGACACCGCCGACCGACGCUGCCAGGUGUGCCAGCACCUCUGCUACCUCUCUAUGGUGGUUCAUGAGAGUGAUAACGUGGUGUUCUGUCUGGAGUGCGCUCUUCGCUAUAUCCAGAAGCGCAGGUCCCCUCGAGGGCUAAAAAUGAUGUUUCGUUACACUGAGGAGCAGCUGGACAGUUUGGUCAGUCAGGUGUGUGGAAAAGUGUCAGAAAGGGCUGGUGAGAAGCGGAAAGCGGGUAACCCCAGUACUCCACCAACAAAACGAAGUCCUCGAAACAGGAACCCAAGCCAGGUCUCCAACUCACGCUCGGCCUUGAAAAACACUCCCCGCUCCUGACCAAACUGUUAAAUCAUUCCUUUUUUCCCUCUCAACGUCACAAUUCGUGCUGGCUAUCCAGUCCUGUUCCACAUGCCAUGUUCCUGUAACCUUUUUACCAGUGAGGAGGAAGAACAUUAAGAACAUGGUUAGCAAGGAGACAUGCUGUUUUAGGACACUUUUGUACUUGGUAUUCAUAGUUAUGGAAAGGUAUCGAAAGUGAAUUGAAUGUAUGGGAUAUAAAGUGUAACAUAUAGUUAGGUAGUACAAACAGUUACUGGGGACAUCUGAUAGAAGUGAGACUGAGAAGCCUGAUCACGCACGGAUAUCUUUUUGCACUAGUUCUGAGAUUGCUUUUUUUGUUUUUUAGAAUAUUUUUGAGUUGUUUGAGCGUUCAAUCAAAUAUAAAUAUACAUAGAUAUGAAUAUAUCCUAUUCUGUACCUACCAUUUGUGUUGAACUGGUGCUGUAGUGUCAAAUCUUCCACAAACCCUUCUAGGCUUUUUUGGGGGUUCCUUGGGCUCACCUAUAUAAGCAGUUUUAUUUAAACAUCAAUAUUACA